Messenger RNA from Rotaria sordida, 699 nucleotides. The record is from the annotation of a GenBank genome assembly. Lineage: Eukaryota; Metazoa; Rotifera; Eurotatoria; Philodinida; Philodinidae.
AUGUCUCACACUGCUGGUGACGUUCGCGUACAUGAAUAUGGAGCGAAAAAACCUUAUAAUGCAGCACCAAUUGGUUACUGUGCUUUUGCCUUAACAUUAUUUGUUUAUUCAAUGUAUAUGGCUGGUGCAACUGUUCCUAUCUCAAGUACACCUGCUGUUGGAAUGGGUCUUGCACUUUUCUAUGGUGGUUUAAUUCAAUUUCUUGCUGGUUUAUUUGAAUUACGUAUAGGAAAUAAUUUUAAGGCACUUUUGUUUUGUUCUUAUUCUGGUUAUUGGUUUGGACUUAGUGCACUUUAUGCAACUUCAUUUUUCGCUAGUACUACUAUUGGUGCAACAGAUCUAAGUGUUACAUAUAAAGCAUUAGGUGUUUAUUAUCUUGGAUGGACAAUAUUUACAUUAUUGAUGUUAAUUGCAUGUAUUCGAUCAAAUGUACUUUUAGUAGUAUUUUUCUUUUUUUUACUAUUAACUUAUAUCUUACUUACAGCAAGUUAUUUUCUUCUAUGGGAUCAAAAUUUAUCACGUGCUGGAGGAGCUAUUGGAAUAGUCACAUCAUUAAUUCUUUGGUAUAUAGGAUUUGCAAGUUUCAUGAUAAAAGGUGAAAAUGCAUAUUUUGAAUUACCAAUGUUUAACUUACCAACAAAUCGUGGAACAGAUUUAACUGGAGAAUCGGCUGUUGAAGUUCGCGUACCAAAACCAUAA